Diorhabda sublineata is the source of this 1889-nucleotide messenger RNA. Its product is annotated as cytochrome b5-related protein-like. NCBI's taxonomy places the organism in Eukaryota, Metazoa, Arthropoda, Insecta, Coleoptera, Chrysomelidae. Gene Ontology annotation, cellular component: mitochondrion. The transcript is spliced from 6 exons. Gene Ontology annotation, biological process: lipid metabolic process. The record is from RefSeq and is a predicted model, not a curated record. Bases 382 to 1716 code for a protein of 444 amino acids. Gene Ontology annotation, molecular function: heme binding.
GCGCUCGGCGCUCGUUCGUUUGAGAAAUAUAAAAAGCCUAUCAAGCCGGACACCGUUUUUUUAAGGCUGACACACAAUCAAAAAUCCUAGCCACGUCCGGCUUUAUCCGGACGUGGCAAAUCUGUUGGAUUUGGUGAUUCUGGCUCUAUGUAGCUUUCCAAACAUUACUACUACUACGUCUUACUGUUUCCAAACUUCUUUUAUUUUGAAUAUUAAAUAAUUUAUGUUAUAUAUAAACAAUUUUUGUUCUUAAAUGAAAUUUAUCUGCUCACAAGGUCAAAUAUUAUCGAAACAGAUUAAACACCAGUUUAACAAGAGCCUUAGAUUCAUCGACUCAAUUUUCAAAAUAGUUGUGGUCCAGAACUUAUUACGUCGUCGCAUAUGGCUCCCAAGGCUGAGUUUAUUGCUGCUUCUACACUAGGCAUUAAAUCACCCGAAACAAAAUUACAAGGAGCUUCUCUUAUUCCCGAUUUGUGGCUAGAGGGGAGAACGAAGAUUGAUGGAGCUGAAGGACUGUGGAGAAUCCAUGAUGGUAUUUACGAUUUAACAGAUUUUGUCGAAAGCCACCCAGGUGGAUCAGAAUGGCUAAAACUAACAAAGGGCACUGACUUAACUGAAGCCUUCGAAGUUCAUCAUCUCACAGAAUUGCCGGAACAAAUUUUGAAAAAAUAUUUUGUCAAAAAUGCGAAAACUAAACGAAACUCGCCAUUCACCUUUAAUGAAAAUGGUUUUUAUAGAACUCUUAAAAAAGAAAUCCGACCAGUACUGAAAAAUGUUCCCAAACAAUCAAUGAAAAAUACCAAUUUUAUAUGUGAUGCAAUGGUAUUUUUAUUAUUUUUGUUUGCCAUCUUAGCUACUUUGGACUGGAACUACUGGUUAGGAAAUUUAGCAGGAAUUAUUUUGGGAAUGUUGACAAUUGCUACUCAUAAUUAUACUCAUAUGAAGGACAAUUUCAGAAUGUACUACUUUCAGUUUUCGAUGUUGCAAGUAAGAGACUGGAGAAUAACUCAUGUGCUAAGUCAUCACCUAUAUACAAACACCAUAAUUGAUUUGGAGAUAUCUAUGCUUAAACCUAUUGUUCAGUAUUUGCCAGUACCGAAGACACUAUUUCAACAAGUUAAAUCGGUUUUAUCGAUGCCGUUUGUUUACCUUACAUAUUUUUAUGGAUCAAUAAUACGAAGGAUAAUUACCGCCCGGAAAUGUAAAUAUCAAAAUUUGAAAUUAACAGAUCUUACCGGAUUAUCGCUACCAUUAAUCAUGUAUAUGUUUGGAGGUCGUUCUUUGUGGGAAACACUUUUAAUGUGGAGUUUUAUACUUACCGUUGGCGGUACAUUCAUGGCUUUCAUUGGUUUAAACGGUGCACACCAUCACCCAGAUAUUUUCCACGAUGGAGACACCCCAAGAAAUGCAGAAGAUUACGAUUGGGGUCUUAGUCAACUGGACUCUGUCAUGGAACACAAAGAAGUGUGUGGAUCCCAUUUCUUAGUUUUGAUCAAUUUUGGUGAUCAUUGCCUACAUCAUUUAUUUCCCACUUUGGAUCACGGUGUAUUAGAGCACCUAUAUCCUGUUUUCGAGGAUGUACUCAAGCGGUUUGAUCUGAAUUUAAGAUUUGUGACCAAAUGGGAUACACUUUUGGGUAGCUAUCAACAAUUGACUAGGAUCGAGCCUAACCCUAAUCCUCCAGAUUUGAAGAAAUAUCCAGGACGACCAUUAUAAAAUUGUUCAACAAUAACGAAGGUUUUAGACGAUGAGCUGGUCAUUAUGAAUUAUUCUAGCUUAGUGAAUAACGUACAUAUCCUGAUGUACUUGUGUGGGGUUUUCUCAUAAUAUAUUACCAAACUUUGUCUAAAAAUAGAAAGCUUUUAGAUAAUAAAAUGUACGGCUAAAAA